AUGUGGGGGCUCCUGAAGCGCCCGGUCACGGUCACGGCCAACAUCAACCUCAACGUGGUGGUGCUGACGGCGUUGGGGCUGCUGAGCCGCCUGUGGGGUCUCUCCCACCCGCGCGCCGUCGUCUUUGACGAAGUCUAUUACGGGCAGUACAUCUCCUUUUACAUGAAGCGGAUCUUCUUUCUCGAUGCCAGCGGCCCACCGUUUGGCCACAUGCUGCUGGCCCUGGGAGGUUAUUUAGGAGGAUUUGAUGGCAACUUUCUAUGGAACCGUAUUGGAGCAGAGUACAGCAGCAACGUGCCCGUGUGGUCGCUGCGCCUGCUGCCUGCGCUGGCGGGGGCCCUGGCGGUGCCCAUGGCCUACCAGAUCGUGUGGGAGCUGCGCUUCUCUCACUUCACCGCCAUGGGCGCCGCCCUGCUGCUGCUCAUCGAAAACACGCUGAUCACGCAGUCGCGGCUCAUGCUGCUGGAGUCGGUGCUGAUAUUCUUUAAUCUCUUGGCCGUGCUGUCCUACCUGAAGUUCUCCAGCUCCCAGAAGCACAGGUCCUUCUCUCUGAGCUGGUGGCUUUGGCUGAUCCUGACGGGCGUGGCCUGUGCCUGUGCGGUGGGCAUCAAGUACUCGGGUGUCUUCACCUACCUGCUCGUGCUCAGUGUCGCUGGCGUCCAGGCCUGGCACCUGCUCGGGGACCACACCCUGUCUCACGUCCGGGUGCUGUGCCACGUGCUGGCCAGGGUGGCGGCCCUGCUGCUGCUCCCGCUGCUCACCUACGUGCUCUUCUUCUACGUGCACCUCAAGCUGCUCUACCGCUCGGGGCCCCACGACCAGAUCAUGUCCAGCGCCUUCCAGGCCAGCCUGGAGGGAGGCCUGGCUCGCAUCACCCAGGGCCAGCCCCUGGAGGUGGCUUUCGGCUCGCAGGUCACUCUGAGGAGCCUCUCAGGCAAGCCGGUGCCCUGCUGGCUGCACUCGCACCAGAACACCUACCCCAUGAUCUACGAGAGCGGCCGCGGCAGCUCGCACCAGCAGCAGGUCACCUGCUACCCGUUCAAGGACGUGAACAACUGGUGGAUGGUGAAGGACCCCGGCAGGCAUCAGCUGGUGGUCGACAGCCCCCCGAGACCCGUGCGGCACGGUGACGUCAUCCAGCUGGUGCACGGCAUGACCACGCGCUUCCUCAACACGCACGAUGUGGCAGCGCCCCUGACCCCCACCGCGCAGGAGGUGUCCUGCUACGUGGACUACAACAUUUCCAUGCCUGCCCAGAACCUCUGGAGACUGGACAUCGUGAACAGGCAGUCGGACACGGAGAUCUGGAAGAAUAUCCUGUCGGAGGUGCGCCUGGUGCACGUGAAUACGUCGGCGGUGCUCAAGCUGAGCGGGGCGAACCUCCCGGACUGGGGCUUCCGGCAGCUGGAGGUGGUCGGGGAGAAGCUGCAGCGCGCCUUCCACGAGAGCAUGGUGUGGACGGUGGAGGAGCACCGCUACGGCCAGAGCCAGGAGCAGCGGGAGCGGGAGCUGGAGCUGCACACGCCCACCCAGACGGACAUCAGCCGCAACCUGAGCUUCAUGGCCCGCUUCUCGGAGCUGCAGUGGCGGAUGCUGACGGUGAGGAGUGACGACUCAGAGCACAAGUACAGCUCCACGCCGCUCGACUGGGUCACACUGGACACCAACAUCGCGUACUGGGUGCACCCCAAGAGCAGCGCACAGAUCCACCUGCUGGGGAACAUCGUGAUCUGGGCCUCGGCCAGCCUGGCCACGCUGGUCUACGGCCUGCUCUUCUGCUGGUACCUGCUUCGCCGCCGGAGACGCAUCCACGACCUCUCGGAGGAUGCCUGGCUGCAGUGGGUGCUGGCUGGGGCUCUGUGCGCCGGGGGCUGGGCAGUGAACUACCUCCCCUUCUUCCUGAUGGACAAGACGCUCUUCCUCUACCACUACCUGCCUGCGCUCACCUUCCAGAUCCUUCUGCUCCCGCUGGUCCUAGAGCACGUCUGCCAACACCUGUGCAGGUCCGGGAUGCAGAGGACUCUCUUCACUGCCCUCGUGGCCGCCUGGUACUCCGUCGCCUGCCACGUGUUCAUUGCUCUGCGUCCCCUGACUUACGGGGACACGUCACUGUCGGCCAGCGAGCUCCAGGCUCUCCGCUGGAGAGAGAGCUGGGACAUCCUGAUCCGGAAACACUAGCCAGGCCAUGCCCAGGCACAAGUCUUACAAAUAGGUU
Messenger RNA from Sorex fumeus (smoky shrew), 2215 nucleotides. It is a transcript of the gene POMT1, whose product is annotated as protein O-mannosyltransferase 1. Gene Ontology annotation, molecular function: mannosyltransferase activity. Gene Ontology annotation, biological process: protein O-linked glycosylation. The transcript is spliced from 19 exons. Bases 1 to 2178 code for a protein of 725 amino acids. NCBI's taxonomy places the organism in Eukaryota, Metazoa, Chordata, Mammalia, Eulipotyphla, Soricidae. Gene Ontology annotation, cellular component: membrane. The record is from RefSeq and is a predicted model, not a curated record.